Molecule: messenger RNA, 3168 nt
Organism: Ficedula albicollis (Collared flycatcher)
Lineage: Eukaryota; Metazoa; Chordata; Aves; Passeriformes; Muscicapidae
Gene: PRPF40A
Product: pre-mRNA processing factor 40 homolog A
Exons: 22
Coding region: 28-2382 (784 amino acids)
Biological process (GO): mRNA cis splicing, via spliceosome
Cellular component (GO): U2-type prespliceosome; U1 snRNP
Molecular function (GO): RNA binding; protein binding
Source: RefSeq, a predicted model, not a curated record
UGAUGAUUUGUUGUUGUUGUUUUGCAGAUGGGACACCCAGGAAUGCCCCACUACCCCCCCAUGGGCAUGCACCCCAUGGGGCAGAGACCCCCCAACAUGCCCCCAGUGCCCCACGGGAUGAUGCCUCAGAUGAUGCCCCCCAUGGGAGGGCCCCCCAUGGGGCAGCCAGGAGUGAACAGCAUGGAUGCACAAGUAGGUGUGACCCCUCCUGGAACUCAGACAACCCAUCCCGUGGUCUCCACAGUCCAGCAAAGCUCCACCAGCACCAGCUCUGCCACUGAGGACCACUCCAAGCAGAAAUCCACGUGGACAGAGCACAAAUCCCCAGAUGGAAGAACUUAUUACUACAACACUGAGACCAAGCAGUCCACCUGGGAGAAGCCAGAUGACCUCAAAACCCCUGCUGAGAGCAGCACAGCCACUGCUGCUGCCACGGGGGGAACUGCUGAGGGGGACCCUGCUCCUGCUGCUGCCACCACAGGGGACACCGAGAGCGCUGGCACUGCCACCGCUGAGGAGCAGGGCCAGCCCAGCGCCGCCACCGGCGCCCAGGACAGCGGCACCGACAGCGCCGCCGCCGCCGGGGAGGAGACGGGCAAGCAGGAGGGGACAGCAGAUGCUGCUGCAAAGAAGGAGGAUGAGGAUGCCCAACCAGUGAAAAAAACCUACACGUGGAACACAAAGGAAGAGGCCAAACAAGCAUUUAAAGAGCUGUUAAAAGAAAAGCGGGUUCCAUCCAAUGCUUCCUGGGAGCAGGCCAUGAAAAUGAUCAUUAAUGACCCCAGAUACAGUGCUUUGGCAAAACUGAGUGAAAAAAAACAAGCCUUCAAUGCUUACAAAGUUCAGACAGAGAAGGAGGAGAAGGAAGAAGCCAGAUCCAAGUACAAGGAAGCCAAGGAAUCCUUCCAACGUUUCCUAGAAAACCAUGAGAAGAUGACAUCCACCACCAGAUACAAAAAAGCUGAGCAGAUGUUUGGGGAGAUGGAGGUGUGGAAUGCCAUCUCUGAGAGGGACCGCCUGGAGAUUUAUGAGGAUGUUCUGUUCUUCCUGUCCAAGAAGGAAAAGGAACAAGCCAAACAGCUGAGGAAGAGGAACUGGGAAGCUCUGAAGAACAUUUUGGACAACAUGGCCAAUGUCACCUACUGCACCACGUGGUCAGAGGCACAGCAGUACCUGAUGGACAACCCCACCUUUGCUGAGGAUGAGGAGCUCCAGAACAUGGAUAAGGAGGAUGCCCUGAUCUGUUUUGAGGAACAUAUCAGGGCUUUGGAGAAAGAGGAGGAGGAAGAGAAGCAGAAGAGUUUGCUGAGGGAGAGGAGGAGGCAGCGGAAAAACAGGGAAUCUUUCCAGCUGUUUCUGGAUGAGCUGCACGAGCACGGGCAGUUGCACUCCAUGUCCUCCUGGAUGGAAUUGUACCCAGCCAUCAGCUCUGACAUCAGAUUCACCAGCAUGCUGGGCCAGCCUGGAUCAACAGCACUUGACCUCUUCAAGUUCUACGUGGAGGAUUUAAAAGCUCGUUACCACGACGAGAAGAAAAUCAUUAAAGACAUCCUAAAGGAUAAAGGGUUCGUGGUGGAGGUGAACACUUCCUUUGAGGAUUUUGUCACUGUCAUCAGCUCCACCAAAAGAGCCACCACCUUGGAUGCUGGGAAUAUCAAGCUGGCUUUCAACAGUCUGCUGGAGAAGGCGGAGGCGCGGGAGCGCGAGCGCGAGAAGGAGGAAGCGCGGAAGAUGAAGAGGAAGGAGUCGGCCUUCAAGAGCAUGCUGAAACAGGCCACACCUCCCAUCGAGCUGGAUGCAGUCUGGGAGGAUAUCAGAGACAGAUUUGUGAAGGAACCAGCAUUUGAAGACAUCACCCUGGAAUCUGAAAGGAAAAGAAUAUUUAAGGAUUUCCUUCAUGUACUUGAGCACGAGUGUCAGCACCACCACUCCAAAACCAAGAAACAUUCGAAGAAAUCCAAGAAGCAUCACCGGAAGCGCUCCCGUUCCCGCUCGGGCUCGGAGUCCGAGGACGACGACAGCCACUCCAAGAAGAAGCGGCAGCGCUCGGAGUCGCGCUCGGCGUCGGAGCGAUCGUCCAGCGCCGAGUCCGAGAGGAGUUACAAGAAGUCCAAAAAACACAAGAAGAAGAGCAAGAAGAGGAGGCACAAGUCUGAUUCACCAGAAUCUGAUGUGGAACGAGAGAAGGACAAGAAAGAAAGGGAGAGGGACAGUGAGAAGGAAAGAGCCAGACAGAGAUCUGAGUCCAAGCACAAAUCCCCCACGAAGAAACGGCCUGGGAAGGAUUCUGGGAACUGGGACACCUCUGGCAGUGAGCUCAGCGAGGGGGAGCUGGAGAAGCAGAGGAGAACUCUUCUGGAGCAGCUGGAUGAAGAUCAGUGAUACCAAAAAUGUUUACAGGUGGCAAAAUAAAACCAAGCCUUGUGUGGGCGAGGCCCUGGGGCCGGUGGCCGGUGGCCCGUGGCCACAACAACGGUGGCUUUUAGUUUUUUACCACUUCAAUCCAGUCAAAAGUAGAAAAAUCUGUGGAAUUCUGAGGGCCUGGAGCUGUGGGGCGGGGUGGGGACACAGAGGUGGCAGCAGUGUCCCCAAGCACUUUUCCCCAGGGAACAGCCCUGGGCUGCCUGGGCAGAGCCCAGCUCAGCAAAAAAAUCCCUAAUUUAAUUCCUUGUGCUUUCACUCACUGAUGGCUUCGGUCGGGUGGGGGUUUCUGGGAAGGCAGCAGGAGUGAGGAACCCGUGUCCUGAUGUGUUCUGCAAACCCCUGGAGCUGGGGGUGGUUUGGCACCGGAACCUUCUGUCCCGGUCCCAGAUCCCAGGAAUGUGCAGGAUGGGAAUUCCCUGCUGUGCCAGCAGAGGGAGCUCGGGACACACAACCACAGAUUCCCAAAAUCCCACCCGGCCCAGCCCCAGCGUUCCUCCCCACCUUCCCUCUUCCCUGCUGAAAAUUUAGGAAUAAAAAUCCAAUGUUAAACCCAAUUCCAUGUGUUGCCUUAAGAACCUGCUGCAGGAUGCAGCUGCAGAGCCAGAGGAGGGAGGAGGAAGCAGCUCCAGCUCUGGUUUCCAGCCCCUGCACGUUCAGCCCUGCUCAGUGAGAAAAUCUGGGAAGCUGCUGUCCUUGGAAUAUUUUUGUACAUUUUUAUCAAUGAUUAAACCUUGUCUUUUAGCA